GGAUUUGGCUUCUGUGCAAUUAGCCGGAGCUCCGAACAGAUGGGAGGUCUUGUCUGCAGCUCCUACCACUAUAAAGGAUGAAGCUGGAUCAGAUUCGUCGAAUGGUACAGUGUCUAACGUACAGUACCAGGUAAUACCCCAGAUCCAGACAGCGGAUGGUCAGCAGGUUCAACUUGGCUUUGCAGCCUCUUCUGAUAAUAGCAGUAUAAAUCAAGAAACUGGUCAAAUUCAGAUCAUUCCUGGCUCGAAUCAAACCAUCAUUGCCUCUGGAACAUCUUCAGCUAAUAUUCAGAAUAUCUUAUCUGGUCAGUCUGGUCAAGUCCAGGUUCAGGGAGUUGCCAUUGGUGGUUCGUCUUACCCUGGCCAAGCACAAGUGGUUGCUAACGUCCCUCUUGGACUGCCAGGAAAUAUUACUUUUGUACCCAUUAAUAGUGUUGAUCUAGAUUCUCUGGGACUUGGCAGUGGUUCUCAAACCAUGACAGCAGGCAUUAAUGCAGAUGGGCACUUGAUAAAUACUGGACAGGCCAUGGAUAGUUCAGAUACUUCUGAAAGGACUGGUGAGCAAGUUUCUCCUGAAAUUACAGAAACUGCCACUGAUAAUGACUUAUUUGUGCCAACGUCAUCUUCAUCACAAUUGCCCGUUACCAUAGACAGUUCAAGUAUAUUGGAACAAAAUGCAAAUGACUUGACCACAACUAGUGGUCAAGUUCAUGGUUCUGAUCUUCAGGGAAAUUACAUCCAGACGUCAGUCUCUGAUGACACACAGGCUCAGAAUAUUCAGGUCUCCACAGCACAGCCAAUUGUACAACACAUACAGCUACAAGAGUCGCAGCAGCCAACCAGUCAAGCCCAGAUUGUACAAGGUAUUGCGCAACAGACAAUCCAUGGUGUUCAAGCAAGUCAAAGUAUAUCUCAACAGGCUCUUCAAAAUCUUCAACUGCAGCUGAAUCCUGGAACUUUCUUAAUUCAGGCACAAACAGUGACCCCUUCUGGGCAGAUAACCUGGCAAACAUUUCAAGUGCAAGGAGUUCAAAACUUGCAGAACUUGCAAAUUCAGAAUGCACCUGGUCAACAAAUAACUCUGACGCCUGUGCAGACUCUCACCCUUGGUCAAGUUGCAGCCGGUGGUGCGUUGACAUCCACUCCAGUUAGUCUAAGCACUGCUCAAUUGCCAAAUCUACAGACAGUCACAGUAAACUCCAUAGAUUCUGCUGGUAUUCAGCUGCAUCAAGGAGAAAAUGCUGGAAGUCCUGCAGAUAUUAGAAUUAAAGAAGAGGAUCCUGAUCCAGAAGAGUGGCAGCUCAGUGGUGAUUCUACACUGAAUGCUAAUGAUCUAACACAUUUGAGAGUACAGGUUGUAGAUGAGGAAGGGGACCAACCGCAUCAGGAGGGAAAAAGACUGCGACGAGUAGCAUGUACAUGUCCCAACUGCAAAGAGGGUGGUGGAAGAGGCUCCAACUUGGGAAAAAAGAAGCAACACAUUUGUCACAUACCAGGAUGUGGCAAAGUAUAUGGGAAGACUUCGCAUUUGCGAGCUCAUCUCCGCUGGCAUUCUGGAGAGCGUCCGUUUGUUUGUAACUGGAUGUUCUGUGGCAAGAGGUUCACCCGCAGCGAUGAGCUCCAGCGACACCGAAGGACGCACACAGGUGAGAAAAAAUUUGUCUGUCCAGAAUGUUCAAAACGCUUUAUGAGAAGUGACCAUCUUGCCAAACACAUUAAAACACAUCAGAAUAAAAAAGGUAUUCACUCUAGCAGUACAGUGCUGGCAUCAGUAGAAGCAACAUCUGAUGAUACUUUGAUUACUGCAGGAGGAACAACACUUAUCCUUGCAAAUAUUCAACAAGGUUCUGUUUCAGGAAUAGGAACUGUUAAUACAUCUGGCACCAGCAAUCAGGAUAUUCUUACCAACACUGAAAUACCUUUACAGCUUGUCACAGUUUCGGGAAACGAGACAAUGGAGUAAAUAUUACACAAGAUACCUAUUAAUUGUGGUUAUUUUUAUACAGUAGUGAGAAGAAUAUUGUUCCUAAGUUCUUAGAUAUCUUUUUAUUGAUGUGCAAAAAUUUUUGGAUUGACAGUAACUUGGUUAUACAUGACACUGAAAUGCCUUACUUUGUAUGAUAUUCCAUAGUAUAUUAAAAUGGUAAAAUUGCAUGGGUUUUGUAGGUACUUUUGGAAUCUAGAAGAGAAGAAAUUUUACCAAGUUAUAUUAAAAAAAAAAAAAAAAGAAUUUAACGAUGGAAAUGGUAGUCUAACCAAAUGCAUCAAUCCUGUGUGGUUUAGUGUACAAAAAAUGAGAACAUGUUGGUAUUUAUCUAUUGUAAGAUAAAAGAAGUUGAUGGGUGAAAAGAAAUCACAUUAUGAUAAAAGAAAUUUUGUAAUUUUCUUGAUGACUGGAAUUUUUAUUAUGCAUAACUGACAAAUCAAGUUUCCAAGCAAAUGUUACAUAGUGUAGGCUUUACUUAGCUCAUCAACUUGUCAUUUUGAAGCUAAUUAUUUUAAUUAGGUUAACUAUGUACAAUAUUUUAAGCAUUACUCUUGUAAGAUUUUGCAAACUACAUUUUAACAUGGAACUCUAGGGAUAGUCACCUUUUAAAUCCUAUUGAAAAGCCAUGUUUAAGAUUUAAUUUGCCAAAAUGAUGUCUUGUUAAUAUUCUUUCAAUAACCAAGGUGGGCAAUAUAACCAAUGUUUAAAAAGCUUAAAAUGUUAAGAAAAAUAAAUAUGUAUAGGUUGAAGCAUUUGGGUGGUAAGGCAGAUGUUAUAGUGAGGUAUAUCCCUUCUUUUGAACAUUGGAGGACCAAAAAUAAGGUGUAUUGUGUCUCAGCAGUGAUUUUUAUCAAAUCUUUUUCCAAAAAAACAUCUGUAUGCCAGGGCCUUAAAAGCCAUCAUGUAAAUUACCAGUAAAAUAUAACAUAUGCAAAUACAAAAGAAAAAUCACUUCCAUAUUGACAGUACUCCCAAACAUAUGGAUAUAGUCAUAGUGAACUAGGGGGGUUAUGAGGUUUUUAUUUGUUUGUUGUUUAGUUUUUGGUUAGUCAAUCUGCAUUUAAAUAUCAGCCAUCUUUCCUUUUUUGCUUCUUCCCUUAAAAAUUGUAUGUAUCCAGUACAUUUAACUGAUAAACAUAUAUGUUUUUUAUUAUGCUGAAUUUUCUUUUUAUUUUUUAAUUACUGUUUAUAUUUUCAAUUAUAGAAAAUGUACAAAAUGAAGUUAUAUAGCCAGUCUGUAAGUGCUAUACCAUUUUCAAAAAAUGUACAACAAUAAUUACUGCAGUUCACCUAUUUACAAACAUUUGGAAAUCUGUUCAUUUGUUAUUCUUAAAACCACCUCAAAUUUAAAGGCUACCUUAUUGUACGUUUAAAGUGUAUUAUAACAGUGUGGUAGUU
Molecule: messenger RNA, 3385 nt
Organism: Ficedula albicollis (Collared flycatcher)
Lineage: Eukaryota; Metazoa; Chordata; Aves; Passeriformes; Muscicapidae
Gene: SP3
Product: Sp3 transcription factor
Exons: 5
Coding region: 476-1963 (495 amino acids)
Biological process (GO): regulation of transcription by RNA polymerase II
Molecular function (GO): RNA polymerase II cis-regulatory region sequence-specific DNA binding; DNA-binding transcription factor activity, RNA polymerase II-specific
Source: RefSeq, a predicted model, not a curated record